Messenger RNA from Ochotona princeps (American pika), 954 nucleotides. RefSeq names its product olfactory receptor 1B1. Gene Ontology annotation, molecular function: olfactory receptor activity; G protein-coupled receptor activity. The coding region runs from base 1 to 954 and encodes 317 amino acids. Gene Ontology annotation, cellular component: membrane. NCBI's taxonomy places the organism in Eukaryota, Metazoa, Chordata, Mammalia, Lagomorpha, Ochotonidae. Gene Ontology annotation, biological process: G protein-coupled receptor signaling pathway. The transcript has a single exon. The record is from RefSeq and is a predicted model, not a curated record.
AUGAGUUGUGCCUUUAAUGCCUCACACUCUCCAGUCUUCCUGCUCCUCGGGUUCUCAAGGGCUAACAUCCCCCAUCAUCUCCUCUUUGUCCUGUUUCUGGCUAUUUACCUGAGCACCAUAUUGGGGAAUGUGACUUUGGUGCUACUCAUCUCCCGGGACUCUAGGCUCCACUCCCCCAUGUAUUAUCUCCUCCGUGGCCUCUCUGUGGUUGACUUGGGACUAUCCACAGUCACCCUGCCCCAGUUACUGGCCCAUCUGGGCUCUGAAUACCCAGCAAUUCCUGCUGCCCGUUGCUUGACUCAAUUCUUUUUCUUCUACGUGUUUGGAGUUACAGACACCCUUGUGAUUGCUGUCAUGGCUCUGGAUCGCUAUGUGGCCAUCUGUGACCCUCUGCACUAUGCUUUGGUGAUGAAUCGUCAGCUCUGUGCCCGUUUACUGGCCUUGAGCUGGGUGGUGUCCGUAGUGCACACCAUGCUGCAUGUGGGACUCCUCCUGCCCCUUUCUUGGACUGUGGAUGCUGGGGGCCAUGUUAGCCUUCCCCACUUCUUUUGUGACCACCGGCCACUUCUGCGAGCCUCUUGCUCUGACACUCAUUCCAAUGAGGUAGCCAUAUUUUUGGAGGGUGGAUUCCUUAUGCUGGGUCCCUGUGCGCUUAUUGUACUCUCCUAUGUCCGAAUUGGGACCACCAUCCUACGUUUGCCUUCAGCUGCUGGUCGCCGCCGAGCUGUCUCCACCUGUGGAUCCCACCUCACCAUGGUUGGUUUCCUCUAUGGCACCAUCAUUUGGGUCUACUUCCAACCUCCCUCCCAGAACUCUCGGGACCAGGACAUGGUGGCUGCGGUCAUGUACACUGCCAUUACCCCUUUGGCCAACCCCUUUGUGUAUAGCCUCCGUAAUAAGGAUGUUAAGGGUGCACUCUGCAGACUGCUUAAACCAGGGAGAGUCGACUCUUGA